AUGACAACCUUUUCUUUCACAGGCUUGUAUUGGAUGGCGACUGGUUCGGGAUUAACGAACCGGCGACGAUUGGACUUGCUGCUCAUGCUGGACAUGGAUUUCGAAGACGACAUACUCUUGGAGGUGCUCAUACUCUUCGAGGAACUCAUGGACUUGGAAGAACUCAUACUCUUUGAGGUUGACAUACUAGACGACUUGGACGCAGACGUGGACUUGGAAGAGCUCAUGCUCUUCGAGGAACUCAUGGACUUGGAUGAGCUCAUGCUCAUACUCUUCUGUAGAUUUGGCAAGGCAGGCGAAUCAUACAAUUAG
Seminavis robusta is the source of this 312-nucleotide messenger RNA. The record is from the annotation of a GenBank genome assembly. NCBI's taxonomy places the organism in Eukaryota, Bacillariophyta, Bacillariophyceae, Naviculales, Naviculaceae.